Molecule: messenger RNA, 3763 nt
Organism: Pogoniulus pusillus (Red-fronted tinkerbird)
Lineage: Eukaryota; Metazoa; Chordata; Aves; Piciformes; Lybiidae
Product: catenin alpha-2
Exons: 18
Coding region: 91-2808 (905 amino acids)
Biological process (GO): cell-cell adhesion; cell migration
Cellular component (GO): adherens junction; catenin complex; actin cytoskeleton
Molecular function (GO): actin filament binding; structural molecule activity; beta-catenin binding
Source: RefSeq, a predicted model, not a curated record
CAGUGCUGCUGAGGAGGAGGAGGAGGCGGAGGAGGCGGCGGCGGCGGCGGCGAGCGAUUCUCCCACCCCCACCCACCGAGCCGAGGGAGAAUGACUUCUGCAACGUCACCUAUCAUUUUGAAAUGGGACCCCAAAAGUCUGGAAAUCAGGACUCUCACAGUGGAGAGGCUGCUGGAGCCACUCGUUACCCAGGUAACCACUCUGGUCAACACCAGCAAUAAAGGACCCUCUGGCAAGAAGAAAGGGCGCUCCAAGAAGGCUCAUGUCCUGGCUGCUUCGGUGGAGCAGGCCACCCAGAACUUCUUGGAGAAGGGAGAUCAAAUUGCUAAGGAGAGCCAGGAUCUGAAGGAGGAAUUGGUUGCUGCCGUAGAGGACGUGCGCAAACAAGGGGAAACAAUGCGGGUUGCCUCCUCGGAGUUCGCCGACGACCCCUGCUCCUCGGUCAAGCGAGGCACCAUGGUGCGGGCGGCUCGCGCCUUGCUGUCCGCUGUCACUCGCCUGCUCAUCCUGGCUGACAUGGCUGAUGUCAUGAGGCUCCUGUCUCACCUGAAGAUUGUGGAGGAAGCUCUGGAAGCCGUGAAAAAUGCAACAAAUGAGCAAGAUUUAGCCAAUCGCUUUAAAGAGUUUGGGAAGGAGAUGGUGAAACUCAACUAUGUGGCUGCCAGGAGACAGCAGGAACUGAAAGAUCCUCACUGCAGGGAUGAAAUGGCUGCAGCUCGAGGUGCUCUGAAGAAGAAUGCCACUAUGCUGUACACCGCAUCGCAAGCGUUUCUCCGUCACCCUGACGUUGCAGCCACCAGAGCCAACAGAGACUAUGUCUUCAAACAAGUACAGGAAGCAAUUGCUGGCAUCUCCAAUGCUGCCCAGGCCACCUCACCCACUGAUGAGAACAAGGGGCAUACUGGCAUAGGAGAGCUUGCUGCUGCAUUAAAUGAGUUUGACAACAAAAUUAUCUUAGACCCCAUGACUUUCAGCGAGGCUCGCUUCAGACCAUCUCUUGAGGAAAGGCUGGAGAGCAUCAUCAGUGGAGCUGCCCUGAUGGCAGACUCCUCGUGCACGCGGGACGACCGCCGCGAACGGAUCGUGGCCGAGUGCAACGCCGUGCGGCAAGCCCUGCAGGACCUGCUCAGCGAGUACAUGAACAACACUGGAAGGAAGGAGAAGGGGGAUCCACUCAACAUUGCUAUUGACAAGAUGACCAAGAAAACACGAGACCUUCGCAGACAGCUACGAAAGGCAGUAAUGGAUCACAUAUCUGACUCGUUCCUGGAGACCAAUGUCCCCUUACUGGUUCUCAUCGAGGCUGCCAAAAGCGGUAAUGAGAAGGAGGUGAAGGAGUACGCUCAGGUCUUCCGUGAACACGCCAACAAGCUGGUCGAGGUUGCAAAUCUGGCCUGUUCAAUCUCAAAUAAUGAAGAAGGUGUGAAGUUAGUCCGUAUGGCAGCAACACAGAUUGAUAGUCUGUGCCCACAGGUGAUAAAUGCUGCGCUCACGCUGGCCGCCAGACCCCAGAGCAAAGUAGCCCAGGACAACAUGGAUGUCUUCAAAGAUCAGUGGGAGAAACAAGUGCGAGUCCUCACUGAAGCUGUGGAUGACAUCACUUCAGUGGAUGAUUUCCUCUCUGUUUCAGAAAACCAUAUUCUGGAAGAUGUGAAUAAGUGUGUGAUUGCUCUCCAAGAGGGGGAUGUGGAUACGCUGGACCGAACCGCGGGGGCCAUCCGAGGCCGUGCAGCCAGAGUUAUUCACAUCAUUAAUGCAGAGAUGGAGAACUAUGAAACUGGAGUUUAUACUGAGAAGGUGCUGGAAGCUACCAAGCUGCUCUCUGAAACAGUGAUGCCACGUUUUGCUGAACAAGUGGAAGUUGCCAUUGAAGCUCUGAGCGCCAAUGUCCCGCAGCCCUUUGAAGAGAACGAGUUCAUAGAUGCCUCCCGCCUGGUCUAUGAUGGAGUUCGUGACAUCAGGAAAGCUGUUCUGAUGAUAAGGACCCCUGAAGAACUUGAGGAUGAUUCAGACUUUGAGCAGGAAGAUUACGACGUCCGCAGCCGAACGAGCGUUCAGACUGAAGAUGAUCAACUUAUUGCUGGCCAGAGUGCAAGGGCCAUCAUGGCUCAGCUUCCCCAGGAGGAGAAGGCUAAGAUUGCUGAGCAGGUGGAGAUAUUCCACCAAGAAAAGAGCAAACUGGAUGCAGAAGUCGCCAAGUGGGAUGACAGUGGGAAUGACAUCAUCGUGUUGGCAAAGCAGAUGUGCAUGAUUAUGAUGGAAAUGACAGACUUUACUAGAGGCAAAGGCCCCCUGAAGAAUACAUCAGAUGUCAUUAAUGCAGCCAAGAAGAUUGCAGAGGCAGGAUCGAGGAUGGACAAACUGGCACGGGCGGUGGCUGAUCAGUGCCCAGACUCAGCCUGCAAACAGGAUCUGCUAGCCUACCUGCAGCGUAUUGCCCUCUACUGCCAUCAGCUCAAUAUCUGCAGCAAAGUGAAGGCAGAAGUUCAGAACCUGGGAGGAGAACUUAUUGUAUCAGGGCUGGACAGUGCCACUUCUCUCAUCCAGGCAGCUAAAAACCUGAUGAACGCUGUGGUCCUUACAGUGAAAGCAUCCUAUGUGGCUUCUACUAAGUACCAGAAGGUCUAUGGCACUGCUGCAGUGAACUCACCAGUUGUAUCUUGGAAGAUGAAGGCCCCUGAGAAGAAACCUCUGGUAAAGAGAGAAAAACCAGAAGAAUAUCAGACCAGAGUGAGAAGAGGGUCCCAGAAGAAACAUAUUUCACCUGUACAGGCCUUAAGUGAAUUCAAAGCGAUGGAUUCGUUCUAAACCACCAAGCUCUGCCAGGAGAGGGUUUUCUAUUCUUUUUUGUAUCCAUACCUGCCAACUUGUAUGCAUCUGGCAUGGGGUGGGGGAAGCAGUGUCCAUGUGCAUGCAACCUGAGCCUCAACUGAGGUCACUACCUUCCUGCAGUGCCCCAAUUGAGGGCACCCUCUUGGCAUCUCGAACAGCCUCGUCCCCAAGCUUCCUUUUACAAGUCAAAGCCUAGCAUUGAAUUGGCCAAAGAAUCUGCAUCACACAGUGGGGAGGGGAGGGGAGGGUGGGGGGUAACCAUGAAAUUCAAGUCUAACCCCAGACAUUUUUAUGCAUGCAAGAAACAUUAGGGUUGGCAGGUAUAUUAAGUGAACCACAAUGGGAUUGUAAUGGUAGACCAUAAAGCUUGUAUUGCUUCUGUUCCAGUGCAAAACCGUCCUAGCCAAUAUGCUUCAAUGUGUGGCCCCAUAAUGAACUGAUAGAACUUUUGGGUCAUCUCCAUGAUAGUUAUGUGAGGGUUUGGGUUCUUUUUUUUUUUUUUUCUUUCCUUUUAUUUUCAAACAGAUGCAAACUAAUUCCUCUUGAAAAACAAACAGGCAAAGCAAGGAAACAAACCUGCUUCUUUUAAAACCAUCUUUUUUCUUUUGUCCUUUAUCUUCUAAGUAGUGUUCUGAUUGCUCACAUUUGGAUUAAUCCCAUUAUUAUGGCCAGAGGUUUACUUUUGCCAAUUGAAUUCCUUCUGGUGGAGUAUGAAGCACAAUAUGGUGGGUGACAUUGCCUUUUCUAUGAUGAUGAUGAUGGUGGUGAUUAUAAUAUUAGUAAUUAGAAGAGCUGCUGGUGGUGGAAUGUUUAGAGACACAGAAACUGACAGUGUGAGAAUUUAGAGGCAAAUAUGUAGGUGUAGCUUGGAUUACAGGUAUCUGACAUACCAUUGUAACCACUAACUCAAUAAACUCAUUUAACCUUGGAA